CUAGGUCACCAGACCCCGCCCAGGCCGGUGUCCUGCCUUCAGGACAUCCUUUCCAUCCUCUCCAAGCCAUUCACACCAACUCCCCCCUCUGCUGGCAAGAGGGGACCUGAUUCAUCCUCACACAUAACACCAUUCUACCCGACUAAGACAGAGCAGAAGAGAACUGAAACUUCUUUGCCUCUGCACUUCAAAAGUGAAUGAGCAGUCCCUCUCAACUGAUUGAAAAUGUUUACCUCACCCAGGAGAUGGAGUUCCCGAAGGGCUUCUCUGGGCAACGGACACUCCUAUCUGCCCUCCUCAGCCUGCUAUCACUCAGCCUCUCCGCAGUAUCCCUGCUCAGCAGCUCCUGGUUUGUGGGCACACAGAAGGUGCCCAAGCCCCUGUGCGGAAAAAGUCUGGCAGCCAAAUGCUUUGACAUGCCGAUGCCCCUGGAUGGGGGGCUCACCAAUACAUCAACCCAGGAGGUGGUGCACUACAACUGGGAGGCCGGAGAUGACCGGUUCUCCUUCCUUAGCUUCCAGAGUGGCAUGUGGCUAUCCUGCGAGGAAACCGUGGAAGAACCAGCACUGCUCCAUCCCCAGCCCUGGAAACAAUUUAGACCCAUUCGGCCCAGUGUCACAGCUGUCACAGCGGCAGCAAAAGGCGAGAGGUGCCGAAGCUUCAGUGAACUCACACCACCAACCGAGAGAGGUGAGAAAGGACUACUGGAAUUUGCCACGCUGCAAGGCCUGUGUCACCCCGCUCUCCGAUCUGGAGGGAAGCGGUUGAUGGAGAAGGCUGUCCUCCCCCACCCUCCCUUGGGGCUUGUGGCAAAAAUACUAUGGCUGUCACUGGGAGCCCAGAUCACCUACAUCGGACUUCAAUUCAUCAGUUUCCUCCUGCUAUUGACCGACCUGCUGCUCUCGGGGAACCCGGGCUGUGGACUCAAGCUCAGCGCCUUUGCUGCCGUGUCCUCUGUCCUGUCAGGUAUUCUGGGGAUGGUGGCCCAUAUGAUGUUCUCACAAGUCUUCCAGGCAACUGUCAACUUGGGUCCAGAAGACUGGAGACCACACGCUUGGAACUAUGGCUGGGCCUUCUACACGGCCUGGGUUUCCUUUACCUGCUGCAUGGCAUCAGCCGUCACCACCUUCAACACGUACACCAGGAUGGUGCUGGAGUUCAAGUGCAAGCACAAUAGGAGCUUCAGAGGAAACCCGAACUGCCUGCCUCAUCACCACCAGUGUUUCCUUCAGCAGCUGUCAUGUGCCGCACGCCCAGCAGGUCCUUUGACCGGCUACCACCAGUACCACGAUCAGCCCGUCCGGUCUGUCUCUGAAGGAGUUGACUUCUACUCAGAGCUACAGAACAAGGAAUUUCAACAAGGUGCUGGCCAGGAGCUGGAAGAAGCGGUUAGGUCAUCUGUAGAGGAGGAGCAGUGUUAGGAGUUAAGUGGGUUUGGAGAGCAGGCUGAGCCCUACCUUACUCAUUUGUUAUCAACAACACGUGCUUAAGCCAAA
Molecule: messenger RNA, 1496 nt
Organism: Microcebus murinus (gray mouse lemur)
Lineage: Eukaryota; Metazoa; Chordata; Mammalia; Primates; Cheirogaleidae
Gene: GSG1
Product: germ cell associated 1
Cellular component (GO): plasma membrane
Source: RefSeq, a predicted model, not a curated record